Molecule: messenger RNA, 972 nt
Organism: Vicia villosa (hairy vetch)
Lineage: Eukaryota; Viridiplantae; Streptophyta; Magnoliopsida; Fabales; Fabaceae
Exons: 4
Coding region: 68-754 (228 amino acids)
Molecular function (GO): aminoacyl-tRNA deacylase activity
Source: RefSeq, a predicted model, not a curated record
AAUAUACAAGCACAUCAACAAACGCAGCUAGAAAACGGAGCGAGUGGAAUCGCCGACGCUAAUCAGAAUGGAAGACCCCCUUGCAGAACUGGAACGAGUCCAAACCCACAUCCUCCAACGCAUAUCAAAACUCGAACAACAUUCUCAUCUUCCAACAAACCCCCCUCUCACCAACGACCCUAAAUCUCUCCCCGACACCGACACGGUCUCUCGUCUCUCUUCCAUUUUACGCAGCAACGCCGUUAACGAUUUCUCCUUCAAGAGAGUCGCUUCCGAUUACUACGACUGGCCCCUCGAAGCCCGCCGUGAUGCUCUUAACGCCGCAUCGGUUCACCAUCUUUGUAAAAGCAUCGUUUUAGUUAACACGCAAGCUCCAUCCAAUGUCGUUGAUUGUUCUGAUCGAAAUAAUUCUAAGUACUAUGUUGUCGUUGUUCAGUAUAGUGCUCGGUUCAAUGCUGAAGCUGUGAGAAAUUUUUUAUACUCUCUCAACAAUGGAACUAUAGCCAAAAAGAAAUUCAACUUGAGGCUAGCCCCUGAGGAGAUAUCAGCAAAGUUAACCGGAUAUGGGCACAAUGCCGUGACUUGUAUUGGCAUGAAAACAGACAUUCCGGUGAUUUUGGAUGAAGCAAUUGUUAAACUAACUCCAGAUUUCUUUUGGUUGGGUGGUGGUGAGGUUGAUCUGAAGCUAGGGGUCCGGACGUCCGAGUUAAUCAGAUUUAUCAACCCAUUCAUCAUCAGCUGUAGUAGUAAUUAAUUUUGUUGGUUAGAAUAGGGGUCAGGAUAAAUAAUGGAUAGGUGUCAUUUUCAGCUUUUGAUUUUUAUACUAUUGAAUUGUUGUCAACUGAGGAAGAUGUUUAUUUUUCACACAGAAUUUUCUGCUCUUCUGAAGAGAUUAUCCUAUUGUAUUUCAUUUUAUAUUUGGUGAAAGUUGACAGCAUCACCUGAAAGAAAAGGGUAAGUUUAUCCUUCUUA